This is a messenger RNA of Cyprinodon variegatus (sheepshead minnow), 4129 nucleotides long. It is a transcript of the gene p2ry4, whose product is annotated as pyrimidinergic receptor P2Y, G-protein coupled, 4. The coding region runs from base 243 to 1319 and encodes 358 amino acids. Lineage: Eukaryota; Metazoa; Chordata; Actinopteri; Cyprinodontiformes; Cyprinodontidae. Gene Ontology annotation, biological process: G protein-coupled receptor signaling pathway. The record is from RefSeq and is a predicted model, not a curated record. Gene Ontology annotation, cellular component: plasma membrane. Gene Ontology annotation, molecular function: G protein-coupled UTP receptor activity. The transcript is spliced from 2 exons.
CACUUCCUCCCCUCCCUCCUGCCUGCAUGCCUGCAGUUCUACAGUUUACUGUCAUGGACUCCAGCUCUGCGGUAAAUAACACUCAGCGGGAAGGUUAAAGGAGAGCCUGGACUUCUGAUGGACGGUUGGAGGCGUUUGGAGCUCUGGGAACUACAGCAAGAGAAGAAGCGACAAAACAAAACAAACUAACCUGCAAAGACCAGGGCUGCCUGAUCCUGUUUAGGUCAUCUAUUGACUAUAAGAUGUCUAUCAUGGAGCUGGUCAUCAGGAACUCCAGUCCACACAACCAGUUGGAGGUUUUCACACCAGUUUUUAACUCCAGCUGUCGCUUUAAUGAGGAGUUUAAAUACAUCCUGCUUCCUGUGUCCUACAGCCUGGUUUUUGUUGUUGGCUUCAUUCUCAACUCCAUGGCAUUGUGGAUGUUCAUAAGGAUGCGCCCGUGGAACCCCAGUACUGUGUACAUGUUCCAUCUUGCCUUGUCGGACUUCUUGUAUGUGCUCUCACUGCCCACUCUGAUUUACUACUAUGCUAACCGCAGUGACUGGCCUUUUGGCGUCGCUCUAUGCAAAAUCGUUCGCUUCCUCUUCUAUGCCAACCUCUACUGCAGCAUCCUCUUCCUCACUUGCAUCAGUGUGCAUCGGUAUCUUGGCAUCUGCCACCCCAUCAAGGUGCUGACCAUGGUGAAGUCUCGCCACGCCCACCUGGUGUGCGGCUCGGUAUGGUUUGUUGUUACGGUUUGCCUGGUGCCUAACCUUAUCUUCGUCACCACCUCAAGGAGAGACAAUGACACGCUGUGCCAUGACACAACUCGACAAGAUGCCUUUGAGCAGUAUGUUGACUACAGUUCUGUAAUAAUGGUACUGCUGUUUGGCAUCCCGUUCGUAGUCAUUUUGGUGUGUUACUGUCUGAUGGCAAGGACCCUGUGUCAGCCCAGACAGGGAUUAUCCUCCAGCCAGCAGGCCACUGGCUCCCACCGAAAGUCCAUCAAACUCAUCAUUGUGGUGUUGAUAGUAUUCGCAGUGAGCUUUGUCCCGUUUCACGUCACACGGACACUUUACUACACCUCACGUGUGCUGAAUCUCAACUGUGAGUUCCUUAACAUUGUGAACUUUGCCUACAAAAUCACAAGGCCGCUGGCAAGCCUCAACAGCUGCAUCGAUCCCAUCCUGUACUUCCUAGCCGGAGAUCACUAUCGCUCCAAGUUAAUGUACAUUCUUUCAAGAAAAAGAAACAAGAAACACAACCAAAGUCAAGCAAACAGCAGUUUGGGUCUGGUCUGUAAGAACUUGGCUCCUAAGGCCUGUGAAGAGGCUGAGUGAUAAUUAAGAAUUUCAGUAUUUACUGUAGAAAAAUAUAUUUUCUUCUGUCUUAACAUUUUUCUUGCGGAAUGGACAAUUAUAGUUUUGUUAUAAAUAUAAUUUUCAAUAAGUGCAUCGUAUGUUACAGAUUUUAUAUAUAUACAUAUAUAUAUAAAUAUAUAUAUAUAUGCUGCUCAAAGACUGUUUUAUCAAAUGCUAGUGUAAUACUUGGCAUAACUUGAAGCUCUAUUUUAUGUUUGGUGCGCUAUCACAGUGGUAUUUAGAGACUAUGACACAAAAAACAUUUCAGACCUGACUGAGACUCGGCUCAAACUAGAGAUCUAGGGCUCAAAUUCUGCUCAAAUGUUUUUCUCAUGUAGUUUUCUCAUCAGUGGUGAAACCCUGGAAGUGUAGAUCCACUGGGCAAGGGAAUAAUCUUGUUUCUUUGAAUGCUGUGGUGUAUAAACAUGACUGGUCGUCAUGGUAAUGCUACACACAGUACAUGCCAGCAAAACGAGGUAAUGGCAGCUUACAAAUUCAUUUUGCUUAAUACACCCACAGCCACAAUGUGUGUUAUAAUCCUAAAUGUUUAGUUAAGCUUAUGGUUGUCAUAUCACAUGCCUGAUUAGAACUGUAUUUUAAUUUAGUCAAUAUAAAUUUUGACUGGAUAAGUUAUUUCUUAUUGUGGCUCAGCCGAAGAUUAGGGCGCUGGAAAGGAGGCCUUCCAGCCUUAAUGACUUGCCUCCCAUCCUCAAAGGUAAAAAGAAAAUCUAGCAGUGUGCAGAUGUACAGAAGCAGGUUAGAAAUAAAAGUUUAGGUUUGGUUGUUGUAAUUCCAAUAGAUUUUCACGCUGAAUAUUUGGGAGAAUAAAAUUCUUCACUUUCCCCCCUUUUUUAAAUUAAAAAAUAAAUUAAAGCAGAUAGCAUACCUAUUUCUUAAAGCCUGGUAUUCCUUUUACAUUUCCUUAAAAUACUGAGUGACAUAUCUCUCAUGUUCUGUAUCAAUACUGAAAUUCUUAAUUAUUUUACCAUAUUUUUAAACUUUAAAUAAACAGGGAUAUGAGUCCUAAAAAAAAAAAAAGAAAACACUUUACUUCAAAAGAAAAAUCACAGUUUGAAUUAUGCUGAGAUUUCUAUUGGUCAUUUUGCAUAUAAAAUGUGCUGUGGUUCUUUAAUAAAUAUUACACUAUAUUAUAUUUUAAAAAUUGGUAUUUUGUGUACAAGAAAGAAAUUAUUACAUCAACAUUUUUGAGUAAGUGAGUAAGAGUAUUGAAGAAUGGAGUACGUGUUUUACAUCAAGAUGUAAAAAAUGUUAGUGAUUCAAACUUAAAUAUUAAAAGUUAAUUACUCAAAAUUGGUUUUCACAAAGGUUUGAGCAUUCUGAACAUAUGUUGAAUGAGAGGUUGCCAGCUAAAAGUAAACGUUUCAUGCUUUAGCAAUAAAAGAUUGAAUAGUUAGAAUACAGUAUUACGUUUCCCUGUUUAUGUGUAGUGUAUUUAUUUUUUUAAGCUUUUAAGUUUAUUUUUAAGCACGCAAAAGCACUAAAAAGCAAUUACCCAAUAAAAGCCCACUUAUAAAACUAUAAGAUAACUAACUUAAAUGUCCAAUACUAGAUUUAAUUAAAUUAAAAACAGAAGAUAUGUUGUCAGUAUUGAGUUUCUAGAAUAAUAAAUGUCUUUUUACAUGUAGUAUAACAUGUUCUGGAAAAGAUGAAACUAUAAAAUGUUUGUGUCAAAUUUUAUUGGAGGAUAAUUUUAUUUCAUAACUUACCUAUAAUAUGUGUUUUACUCAUACCAAAUGAUAUGCAUUAAAUAUAAAAAUUUUAUUUUUGUUUGACUGGGACUUGAUUGGGGAAUGUGAACAUCUUUGGUGGUAUUGCUGCACAGUUUUAUCACUGUAAAUGUAAAAAUAUCUUUGAAGAAAAUGUAAUCUGAAAUGUUAAAAAAGGUUUUCAUUGGAUGAAAAACUAUGUGCAAACCUUUCUUAGAUGUAACUUAACUUCAGUUGACUAAGACAGUAAUAUGGUCAGUAUCUUUUCUCAUAGAUGAGAUACCAGUGAGGCAAUCCCCCCUGGUCUAUCAGCAGUGUUUGAAUAUUGCUUGGAAACAACAGCUGCAAUCAGGCCUGCGCUGGAUUCCAGCACAGCUGUUUUUGUCCUUCAACAUGCAGAGCCAACUUUCUCUCUUAACUGGGAGAAAAAUGGGGAGUUAAGUUCGAACUCAGACUCUCUGCUGCCCACCCCUCAGCAAAGGGGAAAAUUGUCUUUCCUUUCCUUCCUUUACCUAUGGGAACUGUUCAUGGAAUUUCAAGGUUUUUUAACGCUGGAACAGUUUUACUAAAGCUGACUUCAUGGCUAUAGUUACAGAUUUAUCUAUUUGCGUAAAUAAAAUUGUCAUCCCAACUGGAUUACUGAGAUAUUAAGUGUGAGGACUAUGAUAUAGUAACUACAGUUUAAGAUUACUUUAAAGCUUUAUAUUGCGAUGGUUUUGGUCUCAUGAGGCGAAUUAACCAGAAACUAAAUCUACAGAGGAACAUGCUUCCUGCUAAAGGAAAAUGUAGCUCAAGUUAAAGUCUUAUGUCUUGCAAGUUACUUUUUAGGAGAAACUGAAACUAUGUCACAGAUGGAGACACAACACAAGCUGUGUUUGGAAAGCAGAUUGUGUAAAACCAAGGAUGAAAGUGCAUAUCUGACUGGUGAUCAGCAAGAAACAAUGCAGACAGAGGUAUUUGACUAAAUUUACUUAGGAGAUGUUAGAAUGAAAUGGUCCUUUCUAUCUCUUCUUUCUUUCAUCUUAUCUUUCAUCUUUUCUCUUUUUUUUUCUUUUUUCCUUU